CAAAAUCAACCAUUUCCAAAAAAGCUUCAAGCUUUGCCAAAAAAAACUUGAACAAACAAUGCUGGUUUCAGCCAUUCCCAGUUGCAAAAGCAGCUUCAUUUCCACUGCUUCUAUUCAGGGAAAUGGGAAUCUUGGAAAUCAAACACAAUGUGUCAAACUAAAUCCUCAACAACAACAAGGGUUAAAGUUGAAGUUUUUACAAAGAUGGGGCCCACCUUUAUUGGCUGCUGUUUUAGCCUUAUCUCCUAUCAUUAUCAGCCCUCCUGUGUCGUAUGGUCAAGCAAUAGAUGUACAACGAGGAGCUUCUUUGUUCGGCCGUGCUUGUAUUGGAUGUCAUGAUGCAGGUGGAAACAUAUUACAACCAGGUGCAACUCUCUUUCUAAAAGAUCUACAAAGGAAUGGGAUUGACACUGAAGAGGAAAUAUACCGUAUAACAUAUUAUGGGAAAGGAAGAAUGCCAGGGUUUGGAGAGAUGUGUACACCGAGGGGUCAAUGUACAUUUGGUGCUCGUCUACAAGAAGAUGAAAUAAAACUGCUGGCUGAUUUUGUGAAGGCACAAGCAGAUCAAGGAUGGCCAAACAUAGGAAUAAGUGGAGAUUAGUCUAUCCUGUAGUUAGAUGUCACUAUGUCAGGAUAGUGUUUUAAAUCAGAAGUCUCAAAAUCUUGUCAGGUAAUGUAGUAAUUUGUACAAUAUAACAAUAUAUAGUUAUAUACUAUCUAGUUCCAACUAUCCUUUAAGAUUC
Erigeron canadensis is the source of this 743-nucleotide messenger RNA. RefSeq names its product cytochrome c6, chloroplastic. The transcript is spliced from 6 exons. Gene Ontology annotation, molecular function: electron transfer activity; heme binding; iron ion binding. The coding region runs from base 59 to 601 and encodes 180 amino acids. The record is from RefSeq and is a predicted model, not a curated record. Lineage: Eukaryota; Viridiplantae; Streptophyta; Magnoliopsida; Asterales; Asteraceae.